Messenger RNA from Armigeres subalbatus, 2127 nucleotides. RefSeq names its product pre-mRNA-splicing factor CWC22 homolog. NCBI's taxonomy places the organism in Eukaryota, Metazoa, Arthropoda, Insecta, Diptera, Culicidae. Gene Ontology annotation, molecular function: nucleic acid binding; zinc ion binding. The transcript has a single exon. The coding region runs from base 1 to 2127 and encodes 708 amino acids. The record is from RefSeq and is a predicted model, not a curated record.
AUGAGUGGUCCGUAUAUUUUACCCGAGGCAGAGCAUUUGCUUGGGGAGGAAGUUGAUUUUGAUCUAAAGCUGAGAGGUCAGAUAGUCGAUCGCAGAGAGACUUUAGAAGAUCGACAAAGAUUCCUUCGAAGGCUAUUGAUGGAGGAGAAAAAGGCUAAAACGGAGCGAAAAGGGAAACAUCUUUUUAAAGAUGAAAUCGAUCUUAUUAGGGAAAAAGUAGAAGCGAUCUCAGCCAGUUUAAGUAAACGAUUAGAUCGAGUGUUAGUCUCGAGAUUACGUCAUUAUCUUAUACGGGCACAUAGUGCCGUUGUUCAAGAUGAAGCUGAGAAACAGGACAAACGAGAAAUUUGCCAGCAGAUAGAGGAGAUAUUGAAAAGUUUCGAACUUAAAGUGUAUAUGGGUUCAGAGGAACCAUUGAAGGAGGAUAGGAAAGAUCAGAAGAUUUCAAAAACUAAAGUAGGUGAAGAGAGAGGCACAAAAAGUGCGGAAGAAGAGAAGAGUGGAAAUAGGAAAGAGGGAAAUAACGAAGAGAAAUCAGAAAGCGAAAUUGAUGAAAAAGCGGCUGAGAAGCAGAGAGAAUUAGAGGAAGAGUGGAAGGAAUUCAUACUAUGGAAACAAGAUAAGAUUUUUAAUGAUGCAAAGAAAAAGAGUGAGAAUGAUAAAGCCAAAAUGUUAGAAGCAGACAAGGAGAGGCAACGGAAACAGAACGUUGAUGAGAGGCCACCGGAGAGUACUAAGAGCCGGAAAUCUCGUUCUGACUAUAGACAGGAAGACGAAGAUAGUAAAAGUGAGACUGAAGAAAGCAGUGACGGAAGGUCGCCGGAGCGCAAUAAGAGCCGGAAGUCACUAAACGAGAAAGAAAGGAAGAAAGACAGUCAUAGGGUUGACCGACGGCCGCCGAAGAGCGAGAAGAGCCGGAAGUCACAUAGAGAACUUGAACGGACAGAGAAGUACGAUAGACGGCCGCCGGAGAGCAGUAAGAGCCGGAAGUCGCGAAGAAGCGUUAGCAGGGAAAUGAAAAGAAGAAACAAAAGAUACAGUUCAGAUAGCAGUUUAGAAAGAAGUGAGAAUGAGAAAUCUAAAAGAAGGUCAAGCAAAUAUAAUCAAAGUGAGUCAACAGAUGAAUGGGAAACAGAGAAAAAUCACAGAUCAGGAAGGUCGAAAGAUCGAAUGCGAAACACCGGACGAAGACAUCGUGGAAGAUCACUGUCGUCUUCAAGUUCGGAAUACAGUAGAAAACAUUACAGGAAAUCACGAGUAGAAAAUUGGGAUUUGAAUUUUUCAGGAGACGGCAGGUCGAUUCAGGUAGAAGAUUUUCUGAAUAGAAUUCAAAAGUUAGCACGACAUGAGGGAGUUUCCAAAGAUGAACUUCUGAUGAAUAUUCAUCGUAGGUUAAAGGGUGAAGCGUAUGAUUGGUGGUUCACUAGGGAAGCGCACCUCACAAGCUGGAAAAGGUUUGAAAACGAAAUCCGUUUCAGAUAUGGUAAUCCAAACAGAGAUCGAGGAAUCAGGGCUCAAAUUAGAGAAUUAAAGCAAAGGAAGGGCGAAACUUUCAUUGCUUAUGUAACAGAGGUGGAAAAGUUAAACCAGUGUAUGCACCGUCCGUUUUCGUCAAGAACUUUAUUCGAGCUGAUUUGGGAAAAUAUGCGCCCUCAUUACCGCUCAAAAUUAUCUGUUCUAGAGAUAGAUGAUUUAGAGGAUCUAAUUGAAAUCAAUCACAAGAUUGAUGCCAAUGAUCCAGGAUUUUAUAGACCGAAUCAGGGAAACAGAAAUGAUCUGCAUCACCUCGAGGUCGAGAGUGAUUAUUCGAGUCAUGAAGAGGCUGUGAACGCGUUGAAGCCCAACCAACGGGGUGAUAAACAAGUCACUUCAAAGCCUCAAGGUCCACAGCAGCAAAAACCAGCAAUAUCCGAGAAUCGUUUCCAAAGGCAACAAGAGCGAAUGCCGAAUACAAGCUCUACAGUAGUUUGCUGGAAUUGCAGAAGAACGGGUCACAUCUUCAGAGACUGUAAAUGCCCAAAACAAAUAUUCUGCUAUGCAUGUGGAAACAUGGGAAAAACUACCAGGAAUUGUAAUAACAAUCACACCUUUCCAAUUCGACGGGCAAACAAUCAGUCAACAAACUGA